Molecule: messenger RNA, 1146 nt
Organism: Geosmithia morbida
Lineage: Eukaryota; Fungi; Ascomycota; Sordariomycetes; Hypocreales; Bionectriaceae
Exons: 2
Coding region: 1-1146 (381 amino acids)
Biological process (GO): DNA-templated transcription
Cellular component (GO): RNA polymerase I complex; RNA polymerase III complex
Molecular function (GO): protein dimerization activity; DNA binding
Source: RefSeq, a predicted model, not a curated record
AUGGCACCCUCACAACAGGCGUCGUGGAGGAACGCUCCUACGGCGGAGCAGCUAGCGGCGAGGAAUGCGGUUGGCAUCAACAAAGAGACAGUGACGAAUAUUACAUCGGUCGAUUUCCCAGGCCACUACCCUGGCGAGGAACUGUCGUACUCGACGGAGAAGUUCCGCAAGGGCUUCAGCGUGACGUUCCAUGAGAACGCGGAACACCUGGCGUCGUUUUCGCUACGGGGCAUCGACGCGUCGCUGGCCAACGCCUUCCGGCGGAUUAUGAUGUCGGAGAUACCGACGCUGGCGAUCGAGAACGUCUUCAUCGAGAACAACACGUCUGUGAUACAGGACGAGGUGCUGGCGCACCGGCUGGGGCUCAUCCCUUUCCGGGGAGGGCGCGAGGGCCUGCGGGACUUCCUCAAGUGGCACAAGAAGCCGGCCGAGGGCGAGGACCCUUACUCGACCUGCUUCGACUACAACACGGUCCGCCUCGAGCUGGACAUCACCUGUACGGUCAACGAGGACGCUGACCCGGCCGAGACAGACCCCCGUGUCGCCUACCACAACGCCCACGUCUACGCGCGCGACAUCGUCUUCGAGCCCACCGGCGACCAGGACAGGUACUUCUCCGGCGACGACGCCAUCAGGCCCGUCAACCCGGACAUCCUCAUUGCCAAGCUCCGCCCCCGCCAGACCAUCAGCCUCUCCAUGCAUAUGCACAAGGGUAUCGGCUCCGACCACGCAAAGUUCUCACCCGUCGCCACCGCCUCCUACCGCCUCAUGCCCACCAUCGACAUCCUCCGCCCCAUCAUUGGGCCCGACGCCGAGAAGUUCGCUCGCUGCUUCCCCCAGGGCGUCAUCGCCCUCGAAAAGGUCUCCGCCCAGGAGGCCGCCACCAAGGGCAGCGGCUACGAGGGCCACGCCGGCGAGCUCAAGGCCGUCGUCGCAGAUCCCAUGCGCGACACCGUCAGUAGGGAGUGCCUCCGCCACGAGGAGUUCGAGGGCAAAGUCAAGCUCGGUCGUCGCAGGGACCACUUCAUCUUCUCUGUCGAGAGUGCUGGCCAGUGGGACAGUGAUGACCUCUUCCUCGAGUCUGUCAAGCACCUCAAGCUCAAGUGCAAGAAGCUCGAGCAGCAGGUCAUCAACAUGGUUCGGUAA